This is a messenger RNA of Paramecium tetraurelia, 2090 nucleotides long. RefSeq lists its product as uncharacterized. Gene Ontology annotation, cellular component: telomerase holoenzyme complex. The transcript has 2 exons. Gene Ontology annotation, molecular function: telomerase activity; telomerase RNA binding. Gene Ontology annotation, biological process: telomere maintenance via recombination. The record is from RefSeq and is a predicted model, not a curated record. NCBI's taxonomy places the organism in Eukaryota, Ciliophora, Oligohymenophorea, Peniculida, Parameciidae.
AUGAUACCUAAUCAAUUAAAAUUCUUUCUUGAUCCAACUAGUUGUAAACAAAGAGAUGAUCCUAAAGAAUACUUUUUCAGUGUUGUAGCAAGUAGCUUGUUAAAGGAAACUAAAUACUAUGAAACAUCAGAUGGCUCAAGAGAUAAAUUGAUAGCAACAAUGAAUACAAUUGCAAACAUUGAUCCUGAGUUUAUAUUAUAGGUGGCUUACUAUGUUAGAAAUCAAAUGUAUAUCAGAAGUAUAAGUAAUUUCAUCCUUGCAUUUUCUACUCUACAUCCUAAAACUAAACCAUUCUGCUCAACAUAUAUGUGUCCAACUAUGUUAAUACCUGGUGAUCUGAUUGAAGUUUGCUAAUUUGUUCAAGUCAUUUCCAAAUACAUCAGAAAAUAAUUAUAGUUCCCAAAAAUAUUGUAAAAGCAGAUCCAAAAAAAACUUACUCAAUUCAAUGUUUAUCAACUUGGUAAACAAUGUUCGGAUGGUAGUAGAAAAAAGAACAUUAAGAAAUACCAGGAAAUUCUCAAGCCUGAUCUCAAAGAUAAGAGAAGAGAGAAAAGAUUAUUGAAAUUAAAAUUAAUUAGAGACUAAAUCGAAUCACAAGGACCAGAUGUUAAAACCCAAUUCGAAAUCAAAGCCAUCUAAAAAACUAAUAGAUCUAAAAAAAAUAAAGGAAGACAUAUGAGGAACCCUCACAUCAAUUAGGUUCAAGAAAAACUAAAUGUUUUUGAUACUAACUUCUUAAAUUUAAAGGAUAUCGUCACAUUUAGUCAUGUCAAAGAGCCUAGAAGUCUAGUAAUGUCAAUUUUAGGAGUUAAAUAUCCAAAAACACUAGAAGAAUUUGAAAAGGAAUUUAAAGAAGAAAAAAAGUUGUAAUUUGAGCCUGAAAGAGCAGGUAAAAGAAUGUCGAUCCCCAUUCCAGUCACAUGGGAUAGAGAAUUAAGUAAAGGAUUAAAUUCAAAGAGAUAAAUCUGGGAAGACUUAAUCCAAAAAAAUCAGGUUCCUUAUUUAGCUUUGUUAAGAAAUCUAAGAAAUAUAUUGAAAUCAGGUGUGAGUGAUGAGGCACAUUUGAAAGUUGUUGAGAAAUUAUCAAAUUUGAAAUAAGUUGAAAAUUCAAAGGUAUUUCCACUCCAAUUCUUCACAGCUUUGAAUGAAAUUGACAAAUUGAAAGUCAAUAAAUAAUCAAUUCAGAAGGAAGUUAAAUAAUAAAGAGAAAAAAAGGAGAGGGCAAAAGAAUAAGUAAAACCAAAGAAAGAGAAAAAGGAAGUGUAAAUUGAGGAAGAAGUAGAUGUGCCUCCAAAAGUAAUUUAAUCUUAUAAAGAUGCCAUUGAAAAGGCAAUGAAAAUAGCCGUUGAUAAAAAUUUAGAAACUAUUUCUGGUGUUACUUAUGUAUUUGUUGAUGUAAGUGGAUCAAUGCGUAGUCCUAUUAGUGGAGGGAAGAAGUACGGAUCAGUUAAUCAAUGUUAGGAUUGCGCUUUUGUUUUGGCACAUUUGAUAAGAAUAAAAUGCGAAAAAUGUGAGUUUUAUUUAUUUGCUGCUCCUAAGAAUAAUGUUCCAUAUACUAAAGUUACUUUUGAGAAUGAUACUUUAUUAGAAGGUAUACAAAGAUGUUAACAAAAGAGUGGAGAAUUAUGUGGAUCUCAUGAAAUGAUUGGAUAAACCAUCAAUGAUGUAUUAUUAGUUCCAAAAGUCAGAGCUGAUAAUGUAGUUAUAUUAAGUGAUAUGAUGGUAACAUAAGGAUUUUCAGAAACUGAAUUGAGUAUGGAAAAAGUGUUUAAAGACUAUUUAUAAAAAGUGAAUCCAGAAGCUAAAUUCUUUUUCAUGGACAUCUCUGGUUAUGGCUAAUAAGUUAGUUUUGGCGAUGAUCUCAAAAGUAAAAAUUGCUUUCUCAUUAAUGGGAUGAGUGACAAUGUAUUGAAAUACAUCUCUUACGCAGGCAAAAUUAAUCAACUCGAGGAUGUUGUGGCCUUUAGCCAAGAGUUGAAAGCCAAAUAGCAAGUUUAGGAAUUGAAGAACAAUGCCUAGAUUGCCAAACCUUAAUAAAUUGAAACUGAAUGAUUUUGUAUAUAAUUCCUAAAUAAUAAUAAUCUUGCUUC